Molecule: messenger RNA, 402 nt
Organism: Staurois parvus
Lineage: Eukaryota; Metazoa; Chordata; Amphibia; Anura; Ranidae
Source: the annotation of a GenBank genome assembly
UUUAUACAUUUAGUAUUGUGGAUGGUAUUACAAUUUUUUGGAUUAUAUAAACGCAAACCUGUUUUCUCACUGUUAUAUGCACCGUUUUUGGUUAGGUUCUGCAGCUAUAUAUUUUAUUUUUAUUAUUAUUUUUUAAUUUUUGGCGCUAUUCAUAAUAUUUUGAAAAUAUAGUGAAUGCAGGGUCUAGGGAGACCAGAUAUAGUGAAUGCAGGGUCUGGGGAGACCAGAUAUAGUGAAUGCAGGGUCCUGGGAGACAAGAUAUAGUGAAUGCAGGGUUCCGGGGAGACCAGAUAUAUUGAAUGCAGGGUCUGGGGAGACCAGAUAUAGUGAAUGCAGGGUCCUGGGAGACCAGAUAUAGUGACUGCAGGGUCCGGGGAGACCGGAUAUAGUGACUGCAGGGUC